AUGGUAAACGAAUCUGGUAGUAAUCUUGCUAGCUCCAUUCCUAGUGCUACUCAAACUGCUAGGGAGUUCAUGUCACCUCCUAUUUGUGAUAGUUUGUUUUUAGCUCCAGUGACUGCAAAUGAAAUUGAAGUAGAAAUAGCCAAACUUAAUGCUAGUAAAGCUGUGGGUCCUUUCAGCAUUCCUAUUGAUAUUCUUAAGAUUCUUAUUGAGGGAGAACUGGAGCGUGAGCUGAAAUUUUUAUAUCGCAAUGUUGAAUCUUUUGUGCUCUUCGUUGGACAUCCAAGAAGCGGUCAUAGUUUGGUGGCUGCCAUUUUAGAUUCCCAUUCAGAAAUAAUCAUUUCGGAUGAGUUUAAUCUGCUUUAUAAGUUUGACAGUUUCUUUAAAAAUCCUAGCCAAACAGACGAUGAGCGCAAGCUGAGGAUAUUCUAUGACUUACAUACUCGCUCGCGCCGACAGGCCAUGUUUGGUAGUCGUUCGUCAAUUUGCGACAGCUCCGUAUCCUACUGCUACAACAUUAAAGGAGGCUGGCAAGGUUCUUGCAAAAGUAAACUUAAGGUAAUUGGAGACAAAAAAGCAUCUGAAACUACCGCACUUUUGCAUCACGAAAAAGGGCUUCACGAUUUGCGAAAACUGGAGAAAGUGGUGGGAAUUCCAAUCAAACUGAUUAACGUCAUCAGAAAUCCAUUUGAUAACAUUGCUACUAUAUGUAGAAUGAGACUACGUGUGAACCCUAGAAGUCAUCAAAUAGUACGCAACACAACAGCGCUGGAUUUUUGCAUCAAUUCGUACUUCAAGAAAGUACGGACAGUUCAAUAUCUGCGUGACCUGAGUCACUACCAGAUCCUGAAUGUAUACAACCGAGAUUUGAUAGCGAAUCCACGACGCACUUUACAAAUGUUAUGUGACUUUGUUGGUGUUUCUUGUUACAGUGAAUUUGUCGAAUUAGCUACAAGAGAUCUCUAUUCCAAAUCAUCUCGGACUAGGUAUCUGGUAGAGUGGAGUAACAAACAGAAAGAGAAAGUCAUGAAAGAAAUCCAGAAAUAUAGCUCUUUGAAGUCUUUAUUUUCGUUUGACAGUGAUUAGUGUUAUCAUCAGACUUUGACGCUCAGACACGGUCUCAGGUAUGUUUG
Molecule: messenger RNA, 1130 nt
Organism: Pocillopora verrucosa
Lineage: Eukaryota; Metazoa; Cnidaria; Anthozoa; Scleractinia; Pocilloporidae
Biological process (GO): peptidyl-tyrosine sulfation
Cellular component (GO): Golgi apparatus
Molecular function (GO): protein-tyrosine sulfotransferase activity
Source: RefSeq, a predicted model, not a curated record